GCGGUGCGGCAUCUGUCAGGUUGGGCGCCCACCGCCUCGCCAUUCAAUAAGACGAUGAAGAAGAACACCCAUCUCGGCUAACUUGCUAAAAAAAAAGUAAACAAGUCUGACGCAAAGUUCACACGUAGCCUUUCAAACAUGAAGGAAGACAAGGAAAACACACGUCCCAGGGAGAAAAGGGUGGAAAUAAUGUGCGAUGAUGUAGAAAAGGCGGAGAAAUUGAAGGAAAAAAAGGAGACCAUGACAAAGAUUGUGAUUAGAAGAUUGCCACCAAGCCUAACUAAAGACGAGCUGGAGGAGCAGCUGCAACCACUCCCAGAAGUGGACUACCUGGAGUUCUUCUCCAAUGACACCAGCCUUUACCCUCACCUCUUUGCAAGGGCAUACAUCAACUUCAAGAACCAGGAAGAUAUUGUUCUAUUUAGGGAUCGCUUUGAUGGCUAUGUGUUCAUUGACAAUAGAGGACAGGAGUACCCUGCUAUUGUGGAGUUUGCGCCUUUCCAAAAGACGUCCAAAAAGAAAAUGAAGAAAAAGGACGCCAAGUGUGGAACAAUAACUGACGAUCCGGAUUACAAAAAAUUUCUGGAUUAUUAUAACGGAGAUGAUGAGAAAUUGACAUCAACGCCUGAGACGUUGCUAGAAGAGAUUGAAGCCAGAUCAAAGGAAUUAGUUGCUAAAAAGACAACUCCUCUGUUGGACUUCCUGAAGAAUAAACAGAGAAUCAGAGAGGAGAAGAAAGAGGAGAGGAGGAGAAGGGAGCUUGAACGUAAACGCCUUCGCGACGAGGAGCGCCGCAAGUGGAGAGAGGAGCGCAAACGCAAAGGCGCGGACAAGAUGAAGAAACUGGACAAGCUGCCAGAAAGCGACAAAGACCAAGUCAAAGAGGAGCCAAAAAUCAAACUGCUGAGGAAGCCCGACAGAGGAGAAGAAGCUGACACGGACAAAACUAAGGAGAAGUUUAAAAAAUCAGAUAGGCCGAUCAAAGAAGACAGAACUACGGGCGGUGGAGAUCAGAAGAGACGUCAGCAUGAGAACAGGGAAGAGCGAGGAAAGAAACCAGAUGAGGAGGGCCGCAAGGAGUUCCGGGAGCGUGACGGCGACCGCGAGCCAGACAAGGAGCGGCGCCAGAAGGAGAAGGAACGCAUAAGGCGGCAGGAAGAGGAGCGACGGCGCAGGAGGGAGAAGCAGGAUGUGGAGAACGCCGGCAGGAGGCGAGUGGAGGAGGACGGGGCCAAGAAGGAGCGAGAGCGUCCGUCGGACAGGAAACGCGGCGACAACGUGACCGAGUCUGUACAUGCUGAGAAGAUGGAGAGACCCCCUAGAGAAAAUAAGAAGGAUGACAGCAGCAAAAGAGAGAGGCUUCGGAAUAAAGAUCGUCCUGCUAUCCAGCUGUACCAGCCUGGAGCCAGAAGUCGGCAUCGACCAGCAGGAGGCGGAGGAGGGGGUGACUCCCUCUCUGCGGACAGGAAGCCAGACGCAGAGAUGAAGAAAGCAUCUGACAAAGGCGAGGACUGAGCAAAAAAAAAAAAUCGUCAGUAUUUGGAGCGUCCGUAAGUUUGGCGAGGAGAGCUCAGCUCAGCUCAAUGUGUGGCCUCAGGGCUGCGUGAGCCGAUGAUGGCUUCUCGCUAGCUCUCCGUGGAUGAGGCCCUGAUGGGAUCUAGUGGAGCCUGGCAGUGCCUCAAAGUGACCCUCUUUAGUUUGAUUUUGUUAGGAAAGACAACAUUUUGUCUGCAGGGCACUUAAAGUCAAGCCAAAGCUUUGUUAGGCCAUCAAAAAACCUCCAAAGUGACCUUAUAAAUAUUUCAGUAUUGUUGCAGAUGUUCCAUUUUCAUAGGAUAGGUGGUAAUCAACUCGCAUUGACAAGCUUCUUGCAUCUUUUCACAUGUACGCAUUAUACUGACUGUUCAUGGACUUGUACACCAAGUACCUUUCUAACUGCAUGUACACCUCACAGUUCACCUGCAGCCUUCCCUCUGUUCCCUCAGCAUCAGUCAGUCAUGCACCAAGCCGAAUAUGCCACUCUUCCUGAUGCCAGCAAGAAAAUAAAGAAAUAUUAAGUCUU
Messenger RNA from Doryrhamphus excisus (bluestripe pipefish), 2062 nucleotides. RefSeq names its product UPF3B regulator of nonsense mediated mRNA decay (gene upf3b). Gene Ontology annotation, biological process: nuclear-transcribed mRNA catabolic process, nonsense-mediated decay; positive regulation of translation. Lineage: Eukaryota; Metazoa; Chordata; Actinopteri; Syngnathiformes; Syngnathidae. Gene Ontology annotation, molecular function: mRNA binding. Gene Ontology annotation, cellular component: nucleolus; cytoplasm. The record is from RefSeq and is a predicted model, not a curated record.